AUGUUUAUGUAACCAUCUUCGAAUUCUAAAUAUCCUAAAGAAAAAUAUGAUUGGGUAAAUGCAGCAGAUGUAUAACAUAUACGAAGUGAGGGAUUAAAAGUAAUUCCUAUAUUUUCUAACUACACAUAUUAAGAAAUAGAUUUUCUACUUUCCAAAGUAAAUGGAGUUUACUUUCCUGGAGGAGAUGCAGAUUUAUGGUUAGAUGUAUAAUAAAAAGAAGGUUUUACAAGAAUGACAAAUACUGCAUAAUAAUUUAAUGAAAAAGGAGACUAUUUUCCUUUAUGGGGAACUUGCUUAGGAUUUUAAUUAAUGAGUUUAGGAUUUACCAACUACGAAAAAAUACUUGAUGAUGUAAAAGACUAGAAUAACACUAAAAGUGGAAAUAUAAUAGCUUUAAAAGGAAAAAUGUUUGAAUAACUUGAUGAAAAUGGGCUGUUUUCCCAGAAAAAUUUAAUUAAUUUUUGA
Messenger RNA from Ichthyophthirius multifiliis, 465 nucleotides. RefSeq lists its product as hypothetical. NCBI's taxonomy places the organism in Eukaryota, Ciliophora, Oligohymenophorea, Hymenostomatida. Gene Ontology annotation, biological process: tetrahydrofolylpolyglutamate metabolic process. The record is from RefSeq and is a predicted model, not a curated record. The transcript is spliced from 3 exons. Gene Ontology annotation, cellular component: vacuole. Gene Ontology annotation, molecular function: gamma-glutamyl-peptidase activity.